AGUCAUUUCAACACACCCGAAUAUCACACUGUCUUUCUCUCUCGUUUCGCUUUCCUUCUCUCAGUUCAUAAACUCUCUUCUUCGCUUCACUGCGAGACUCAGAAGAAAAUUAAAAAAAAUCAAAUCUUUCUCCUCUACAGCUCUUAAGGUGACUCUCUCUGCGAAACCCUUUUAUUGUGUAACGUUACGAGGAAGAAGACGAAGUUUUUGGAAAUGGAGAAAAAGCCAGGAUUCUUCUCUGCUCUCAGAGGUCUCUCGCCGUCGCGUUCCAGGACAAGGUCUCGCUCCGUGAGCCCCGCUCGGUCCAGCUCACCCACGACAGCACUCUCCCGGGAGAAGAAGAACUUCACUAACGGCGGCGCCGCCGCCAGUUACUAUGUAACCCAACCGGAGCUUUUAAUAGAGAGAUCCGGAAGCUUGAGACCCGUUAUGGAAGGACCCGAUCUAGACGAAGAAGGAGGAGGAGGAGGAGGAGAUUCGAAAAGGCUCGGGUCGGGUCUAGGUAACUGGGUCAAAGGACAGCUCUCUCGCGCUCCCUCUGUUGCUGCCACGGCGGCUUACCGGAGAAACGAUCUGAGGCUUCUUUUAGGAGUCAUGGGAGCUCCUCUCGCUCCCAUUCACGUCUCCUCCUCUGAUCCUUUGCCUCACCUUUGCAUCAAAAACACUCCAAUCGAGACAUCAUCUGCGCAGUACAUACUUCAACAGUACACCGCAGCUUCCGGCGGACAGAAGCUUCAAAGCUCAAUCAAAAACGCUUACGCCAUGGGGAAGCUCAAGAUGAUUACUUCCGAGCUUCAGACCGCGACGAGAACCGUAAGGAACCGGAACCCGUCAAAGGCCGAGACCGGAGGUUUCGUUCUCUGGCAGAUGAAUCCGGACAUGUGGUACGUCGAGCUCGCUGUUGGCGGUAAUAAAGUUCGCGCUGGGUGUAACGGAAAGCUCGUGUGGAGACACACUCCUUGGCUUGGUUCUCAUACAGCUAAAGGACCCGUCAGGCCUCUCCGCCGUGGACUUCAGGGUCUUGAUCCGAGAACUACUGCUGCGAUGUUCGCGGAUGCGAAGUGUAUCGGAGAGAAGAAUGUCAACGGUGAAGAUUGCUUCAUUCUCAAGCUUUGCACUGACCCUGAAACCCUAAAGGCGAGGAGUGAAGGACCAGCUGAGAUCAUAAGACACGUCCUCUCGGGGUACUUUAGUCAGAAGACAGGGCUCUUGGUUCACAUCGAGGAUUCGCAUCUGACGAGGAUCCAAUCCAACGGUGGAGAUACUGUUUUCUGGGAGACCACGUACAACUCGUCCUUAGACGAUUAUCGCCAGGUGGAAGGGGUCAUGAUCGCUCACUCGGGGCAUUCGGUUGUGACCCUUUUCAGAUUUGGUGAAGUGGCGAUGAGUCACACGAGGACGAAGAUGGAAGAGAGCUGGACGAUUGAGGAAGUUGCGUUUAACGUUCCUGGUUUGUCUCUCGAUUGCUUCAUACCGCCGGCGGAUCUCAAGAUCGGUUCUGUGGCAGACUCAUGCGAAUACGGACAAGAGGAAAGAGGGAAGAGCAAUUUGUCUGCAGCUCACAGGGCUAAAGUUGCAGCCUUGGAGAACUGAUGUCUUAACGGUUAUGACUAAAACAGCCCUUGAAGGUUUCAUUAGGCAAUGGAAAAAAAGAAAGUGUUCAUAUCUCGAGCUAACCCUUUUUAGCAGUUUAUUCGGAUUAGGAAUCAGGUUUGUUAGCAUAACCGAAGAUUCACCGGUUCAAAUCGAAUCCAAGUAGAUUUUUUUUUUACUCUGAUCUCACUAGAUGGGAUGGAGUUUUGGUUGGUUUACUUAAAUGUUUUUUUCAGUUUGGUUUAUUUAAUUUCUCACCUUCAAUGUUUUUGUGCAAGGUGAAGGCAAGAGAAGGAGAAUUGCCUGCUGCUUUUACUUUUCUAUCAUUAAGUAUUUGUGUUAAAUCAACGAUAUUAACUACAAAUCUAGAUAUUGUUCAUCUUUCUUUUGGGAUAUGUAUGGAGAUAUGUUUGGUGUU
This is a messenger RNA of Raphanus sativus (radish), 2011 nucleotides long. RefSeq lists its product as uncharacterized. The transcript has 3 exons. Bases 214 to 1593 code for a protein of 459 amino acids. Lineage: Eukaryota; Viridiplantae; Streptophyta; Magnoliopsida; Brassicales; Brassicaceae. The record is from RefSeq and is a predicted model, not a curated record.